UGUAGUUAACAUCAUAUUAUUUUAAAAAUAUUGAUGUAUAUUGAUAUAUUCAAUUGAAUAUUUAGAAAGAAUAUAACAAAUUGGCAAAAUGAUUGAUAUCAAAGCUGAGGAAAUUAAAAAAGAAACAGAAGUUCCGCUGAAAAGUGCAAAGCAGUUACAAAAAGAAGCAAAAAAGCAAGCAAAGUUGGAAAAGUUUAAGCAGAAACAGGAAAAGAAAGAAAGCGAUAAAAUUUCAAAAAUUAAGGAAAAAAAUGAGAAAAUAGAAAAAAAAAAAGAAUCUAAAGAAUUAGCUAUAUAUACAAUAAAUACACUUGAAGGAGAUAAGAAAGAUAUUACAUGUCCAAUGCCUGAUGCAUAUAGUCCAAAAUAUGUUGAAGCUGCAUGGUAUGCAUGGUGGGAAAAACAAGGUUUUUUUAAACCUGAAUAUAAAAAAAAAAACAUAUUAGAGCCAAAUCCUAAAGGAAAAUUUAUUAUGGUGAUUCCACCACCUAAUAUAACUGGGUUUCUUCAUCUUGGACAUGCUUUAACUAAUGCUGUAGAAGAUGCUAUUACAAGAUGGAAUCGUAUGAAAGGACUUACAACAUUAUGGAAUCCAGGUUGUGAUCAUGCAGGUAUUGCUACUCAGGUAGUAGUUGAAAAAAAACUUUGGAAAGAAGAACAAAAGACACGCCAUGAUAUAGGAAGAGAAAAUUUUAUAGAAAAAGUUUGGAAAUGGAAAGAAGAAAAAGGAAACAGAAUUUACCUGCAAUUAAGGAAAUUAGGUGGUUCAUUUGAUUGGGAUCGAGCCUGUUUUACAAUGGAUCCAAAAUUGUGCCGUGCUGUUUCAGAAGCAUUUAUAAGAUUGCAUGAUGAAAAUAUAAUAUAUAGAAGUAAUAGAUUAGUCAAUUGGUCCUGCACUUUAAAAAGUGCUAUUUCUGAUAUAGAAGUUGAUAAACUUGAAUUAACUGGUCGAACAUUACUUUCAAUUCCUGGAUAUCAAGAAAAAAUAGAAUUUGGAAUUUUAGUAUUAUUUGCUUAUGAAGUGAUAGAUUUUGAAAAAAAAAUAAUAGUUGCUACUACUCGCAUUGAAACAAUGCUUGGAGAUACAGCUAUUGCUGUUCACCCAAAAGAUAGUAGAUAUAUUGAUUUCAUUGGAAGAUAUGUACAACAUCCAUUUUGUGAUAGAAAGUUACCAAUUAUAGCUGAUGAAUUUGUAGAAAUGGAAUUUGGAACAGGUGCUGUAAAAAUUACACCAGCUCAUGAUCCUAAUGAUUACGAAGUUGGAAAGAGACAUAAUUUACCAUUUAUAACUAUUUUUGAUGACAUUGGAAAUGUUAUUGGAGAUUACGGACAAUUUACGGGUAUGAAACGAUUCCAUGUUCGAGCAGCUAUAAUAAAAGAAUUAAUUGCAAAAAAUUUGUUCAUUGAAAUUAAAGAGAAUCCUAUGGUCGUGCCGAUAUGUAGUCGAUCUAAGGAUGUUGUCGAACCAUUAAUAAAACCUCAAUGGUAUGUAAAAUGUAGCGAAAUGGCCUCAAAAGCAAAGGAUGCAGUAAAAUCCGGUGAAUUAAAAAUUAUUCCGUCUCGAUAUAAAAAAAUUUGGUAUCAUUGGAUGGAAAAUAUUACAGAUUGGUGUAUAUCUCGGCAAUUAUGGUGGGGUCAUCGUAUUCCUGCUUAUUACGUUAAAAUAAUUAAUCCUAAAACUAUAAAAGUCAAGCUAGAUGAUGAUUAUUGGGUAAGUGCGCAUUCAGAAAAUGAAGCUAAAAAAAAGGCUGCAAAACAAUUAGGUAUAUCUGCAGAUAAUAUUAUUGUUGAACAAGAUCCUGAUGUAUUAGAUACAUGGUUCUCUUCGGGUCUGUUUCCAUUUUCGAUAUUUGGAUGGCCAGAUAAAACAGAGGAAUUUGAAGCAUUUUAUCCUGGUACAUUAUUAGAAACUGGACAUGAUAUUUUAUUUUUCUGGGUAGCAAGAAUGGUCUUUUUAGGUCAAAAGUUAAUAGGAAAAUUACCAUUUAAAGAAGUUUAUUUACAUGCUAUGGUACGAGAUGCUCAUGGAAGAAAAAUGAGUAAAUCAUUAGGAAAUGUUAUAGAUCCUAUGGAUGUAAUUAAUGGAAUAUCAUUAGAAGAUCUUCAUAAACAAUUGAUGAAUUCAAAUUUGGAUCCAAAAGAAUUUAAAUAUGCUAUUGAAGGACAAAAACGUGAUUUUCCACAAGGGAUUCCCGAAUGUGGAACUGAUGCUUUAAGAUUUGCACUUUGCGCUUAUACGAUGCAAGGUCGCGAUAUUAAUCUUGACAUUCUUCGCGUGCAAGGAUAUCGAUUUUUCUGUAAUAAAAUAUGGAAUGCGACGAAAUUCGCUCUUAUGUAUUUAGAUUCUAAUUUUAAUGAUGAUGUUCAAUCGACAAAUGACAUUAUAGUAGGUGACAAUGAUUGGUAUCAAAAUACUUUAAGAGAAAAAUGUGUGCAAGAAGCAUUAAAUAAUUAUUUGGCAGAUUAUCCUUAUUUAGAUGGAUAUAAUCCUUCACAAAUUGAUACAAAAGUUUAUCAAACCUUUAUCACACUUGAUAAUGAUUUUACUAACUAUUCUCAUUUACAUCGUUGGUAUAAACAUAUGGCAUCUUAUAAUGAUCAAGAAAAAUCUAUGUUUCAUGCAGAGAAAGGUAAAAUAUUAUCUCAAUGUGGUUGUAAAAUACAUGAUCACAAUAAUAAAAAAAAACAGUUGCAUUGUGAAUCAAAUAUAGACUCUUGGAUGCUUUCUCGCGUAAGUUAUGCAAUAAAGACAUGUAACGAAGCAAUGACGCAAUACGAUUUUCCAACCGCCACUACUGCUUGCUAUAAUCUUUGGCUAUAUGAUUUAUGCGAUAUUUAUUUGGAGUAUUUGAAACCAGUAUUUCAAAGUGAUGACGUUGAAAGAAAAUAUGCAGCAAAAAAAACUUUAUUUAAAACAUUAGAUAUAGGAUUAAGACUAUUAAGUCCUUUUAUGCCAUUUAUAACAGAAGAACUUUAUCAACGUUUGCCUCAUAAAAAACAAUUUUAUCCUAGUAUUUGCGUUAGUCCAUAUCCAGAAGUUACAGAGUAUUCUUGGAGGAAUGAAGAAAUAGAAAAAGAUGUUGAUUUUGUCAAUAAAGUAAUAAAAAAUAUUCGAUCAACACGUGCAACAUAUAAUUUACCAAAUAAAAUCAAGACUGAAGCGUUCCUUGUAUGUAAUUCUAAUAGCUUAAAAGAAAAGCUUUUAGAAUAUCAAUUGUUGAUAGAAACUUUAUCUUAUUCUACACUUAAUACAAUAGAACCACCAACAGGAUGUGCUAUCAUUACUAUCACGGAUAAAAUUCAAGUUCAUCUAUUGCUAAAAGGUUUGAUCGAUUCAAAGAAGGAAAUAGAGAAACUUAGCAAAAAACAGGAGCAAUUAAUAGAUGUUAUUCAUAAAAUUAAGCAAGCAAUGGAAAUUCCUGAUUAUAAUGUUAAAGUACCGUUGGAUGUACAAAAUAGUAAUACAGAGAAGCUAACAAACAAUGAAGGAGAAUUGCAACGAAUCAUUGAUGCAUUGUCGGUAUUACGAGAAAUAUAAUACUGAAUUCUUAGAUUUUAGAAUUUCAUUUUCAUAUUAAUUUCUUAUUUAUUAAAUUAUACUUUAUUUCAUGA
Apis laboriosa (Himalayan honeybee) is the source of this 3612-nucleotide messenger RNA. RefSeq names its product valine--tRNA ligase (gene ValRS). Lineage: Eukaryota; Metazoa; Arthropoda; Insecta; Hymenoptera; Apidae. Gene Ontology annotation, cellular component: cytosol. Gene Ontology annotation, molecular function: aminoacyl-tRNA deacylase activity; valine-tRNA ligase activity; ATP binding. Bases 89 to 3538 code for a protein of 1149 amino acids. The transcript is spliced from 18 exons. The record is from RefSeq and is a predicted model, not a curated record. Gene Ontology annotation, biological process: valyl-tRNA aminoacylation.